Molecule: messenger RNA, 2811 nt
Organism: Solenopsis invicta (red fire ant)
Lineage: Eukaryota; Metazoa; Arthropoda; Insecta; Hymenoptera; Formicidae
Exons: 6
Coding region: 532-2079 (515 amino acids)
Source: RefSeq, a predicted model, not a curated record
GCGCGAUUGUAUACAUACGUAGAAUACAUUCAACGUCGAGCAGUCGAUACUCGGCACGGUUGAAAUUAUCACGGUAUACACACGGGUCAGCGAGUGAUAUCGCGAGUACAGGACAGGGCCCGCGGGCACGUCAUUUCUUGUCAGUCGGCGGGAAUCAUCGCGAUCGUACGCAUGUAUACGUUUAUCAUUAUCACUCGCUCGAUGACACUGAAAAUACUAAUAAAUACGCCUAAUCAGUGAAAGAGAGAGGCGCGCGAUAUAAAGGCGAAAACAAGUUCGUGAUCGAUACUUCUGAAGAGGCUGAAGAGGAAUGAAGUAAAUUAUACCGAUCAAGUUCUGGAAUACGUAUGCUCAAACCGAGUAAGAGUGUACUACUAUAUAGUGGUGUCGUUACCUUUAGUCAAAGUGUAUGAGAAAGUGGCGGUCGAGAAGACUGGCUUCGCUGAUACCUCACAAGGUUUACAAGAAUACUACAGGGUUCUCUAAUCAGGGCCGAUUAUACCAAGGAUCAUUCAAAAUUAAUGCACUUUAAUGCAAUCGAAUUUUUUCUCCGCUUAUGCUAGGGCGUUGUUUCUGAAGAAACUGAAGAGUCACGAAUUAAAUAGUUCCGAUCAAGAUCUACAAUGCGAAACUUCCAGCGCGGUAAAAUCUGCACGCGUUCCACGUCGAUUGGGAAACGUCGGGAAUCGCCGAGCGAUGUUUUAUUUGGACGGAAGAGACGGCGCCGCCGCCGCCGCCAAGUGCGGCUCGUCGUCACCCAACGGAGAGGAGAUCUUCGGCUGGUGGUUGAGCGAUCGGGAGAUCGCGGUAUCGCCUAGAUCGCAUCGCGUCAGGGAUCAUCGAUCACCCGGAUCGUCCUGCAUCGACUCGGACGAUUCGGGUAGCUGGAGCUUCGUGCAGAAUGUGUCGCGACAGAAGUACGAGAGUGGAAUCCACGAAAAUAACGAGUUCAGCUCGUUCACGCGGGACACCGAGUUGAUCGAGAUAAACACGAGGGAAAUGAACAGUUUGUCCGCGACUGUUGUAACCGGCAGCGAGGUUGGCAACGUCAAGGAGGAACGCGUCAAUCCCGUCUGCUACACUCCGGAGAGACUGAUCAGAUCUCAAGAAUACCGGAUACUCGUACCAUCCCCUCACCGCUUCGCCUACUCCCAAGCGAGAUUCACGCCGGAGAACGAGAGCGGAGAAUGGAAGUUCCACCGAAAGCGAUUGAGCCGUUUCAUCGAUCCCAGGCAAAUCGGUGUAACGCAGCUGAGGACACUUCUAAAUUUACCGAACGCGGAUACGACAACAUAUAUGAUUUCUGAGCGCGGACAAUGGACCGCCGAUGAUCUUAACACGUUGGCAAGAUCGAAUGACUCAGACUGCAGCGUGCGAAGUACGAAGACGACCGAUAGCAGCAGAUCGAGCUACCAUAGACUGAACUCCACUUGGGACGAUUGCAAGGAUCCAACCACCAGGCCGUCCUCCCUGGAGGACACUUCCGGUAUACAGAGUUACGAUUGGAGCUUGGAGACCCAGAGUGACUCGCGAAACACACCGAUGUGCCUUUGCGACGAGCUGGCGAUCGCGUUGAAUGCUCGCACUGCGCAUUUCGUUAACGAUCGAGGUACCAACGCCAUCAACGAGAUAGGUAUCUUGGAAGAUCUUCGGAACGAUCCCAGGAAAGUGAUGGUUCUCCUGGAGGAGGAGGAUCGAUUCUGCAACUGCACGUCCUCACAUGACCAAUUAACCAGACUGGCUCUGACUAUAGAGACGGACGUGGAAGCACCACCGGCUCUCGACGAUUCGAAUAAUUGGAUACGCCACCUUCGCGAUAGAAUAGAACAGCUGCAGCUCGCCAAUAGAGAGAUCCUUGGGGACAUACGCGGUUUACGUACAAACUUUCAGUGCGAUGAAAAGAAAGCGAUCAAUUUGUCGAGUGACACAAUGAGAUUGUUAGAAGACGUUCACGAUCUGAGAUAUUUUGAUGACCUGAUUAAACUCCUGGGAGGAGACCUCGACAAAAUCUCCCGAAGAAAUUGGCCGUUUAUUCUAGGACACAGCAAUCCUCACGAAGAGAUGAAUCUGAUAAUUUGAUUAUGCUCUUAAAGAUCGCCGUAGAUCUCGAAGAUUAUGAUCUCAAAAAUAAUUGCGAGUAGUCGAUACGCAGGGUAAAAGAAUUGUCUUCAAGAAGAGAAUGUAAAUGGUGACAUCUUCUCUUCAAUAUUCCCAUUUGAUUUCAUAAAAGCGAAGUAUCUCUUCUUUCGGCUCGGUGACUUAAAUAUUUUCAUGAAAAUACUAAUUUAGUGAAUGAUCUCGAAGAAUAAUUUUAGUUAGUAUAAAAGAGAGAAAGAUUGAACCGUGGAUAUUUCGACGUUCCAAAACAAACGAAGUAAUCUCGGCAGGGAAGUCGACUCCAUAAUAUAUUAUCGAAAUAAAUCUUGUGCAAAUAAUUAUUAAUGAAACUUGUAAUAUAUUCCGAAUAGAUUUUGUUUUUUUCUUUUUUAUAAAACUUUCAACAAGAUGUUUAAAUUUUUUUAAUUUUUGUAUUUACAUAUUUGCACAUAUUAAGAAAAAUAGAAAGCAAAUAUAUACAUUUAUUAUUACUAAACAAUUUAUUUUUUAUAAGUCAUACAUAUUUAAAUCCGUGUACAUAAUAGCACCGAGUAAAAAAAUUUCUAAUGUAACAAAUCGUUGCUACUCGUCACGCUAUUUUUAAUCACUAUCUAUCGCCGCGUUUUUGCCGACACUUUUAACAUACUCGUCUGUAACUACCACAUCGCGUUAAAUAGCCAUAUUUUUAUAAGUUAAAUCUACACUUUGUGAAGU